Cladocopium goreaui is the source of this 1646-nucleotide messenger RNA. The record is from the annotation of a GenBank genome assembly. Lineage: Eukaryota; Dinophyceae; Suessiales; Symbiodiniaceae.
AGGAGCAACAGGCCUUGGAGCUGGAGCGGGCUGAAGCUGCAGCAGAACAGGCGAAACGAAAGGAAUCCAAGGAGAAAGGGCCAGCAGAAAAGGAGAAAGAGAAAGAAUGCCCAUGGGUGCUCCCACCUGCAGGGAAGCUCACCGUGAUGAUGUUUGGGAUGACUGGUGCUGGCAAAAGUGCUCUUGGCAAUUUGAUUGCCGGCCAGAACAUUUUUGAUUCAGGUGACGACACUGCCAGCGUGACAAAUCUAGAUUCCAUUAUGAGGUAUGAAGCGGACAACGGAUCUUUGGUGGUGCUGGAUACCAUUGGCUUAGGUGACACAGAGAUUGAUCAGAACAAGGUGGUGGCCAGCAUUCGAGACGUGGCCUUGUCGGCACCGAAUGGUGUGGACUGCUUGCUGUACGUCAUGCGCAACGCGCGCAUCACAGAUGAUGCCAUUGCUCGCCUGAUCUACGUGACAGAGUACCUGUGGGGUGAUGAAAGCAUGCUGAAUCUCUACAUCGUUGUCACCUAUGCGAGCAAGUACGCCAACAAUCGGCAGGAAGCCGAUGACUGGAUUAAGCGACAAGUGGAAAUCAAUUGGCGUUUCAAGCACAUCUACUCCAUCGUGGGCUGCAAUCCACACAGGUUCAUUUUUGUUGACAACCCUGACUUGGAGUCAGUUGAGCCACGAGUGGAUGAGAGGAGACGAAACAGCCGUGAUUCGCUCUACAAGCUGUUCUGUAAUCAUCCACGAGAUGCAGUUCCUCCAUUCACCCAGGCCAUGAUGAAGCAAGUAGCUGAACUCACCAAAAACGAACGGGUGGAAUUGGAGAAGAAGGAGAAGGAACUGCGUGGACUGGAGGCAGCGAAAGGCAAAAGGACAUCAGUCACUGGUGUGGUGCCUGCAGAGUUAAAGAAGUCCGGUUCAGGAGAGCAUACCACUGUAUCUCACAACCUGAGACAAGCAAAAGAGGACUACAAGAAAGCUCAGAUUGCCAUGCAAGCUCGAUUAAAGGAGGUGAAGUCCAACAAGGAUUUCCAGGAGGCUGCGCAGCAGCACGCUGAGGCAGCCACAGACAGGUUCCUGACGGACUUCAAGGGUGAGACGGAGAAAGCCAAGGCGGCAACCAGGAUGCUGUCCUCGCUCAGCCAGCGCCUGAAUUUCAACUCUCAGGCAGCCGCCAAGGCAGCCGCGAAGCCGGGCAAGGCGGCAGCAAAGGCCAAGGCUGCAGCAGCUCCAUCAGCAGCAGCCACAGAAGAACAGCUCAAGGCGAUCUUGAACGAGGUUCGAAAGGCCAAUACGGAGACGCCAGCGGCGCUUUUCCGAAGUCUUGGUGGAUGGACCGGAGCUGGCGCUAUUUCGCCUAUGAUAUUUACAAGCUUCAUGCUGAAGCACGCGCCGGAUAUCACCCGGCAGCAAAUUGGAGCCCUCUGGUGGCGCGCAGACACCAACAACGACGGACAGGUUGACCUGAACGAGUUCAAGGACUUCUUUGCAAAGUAUGUUGAGGCUAGUGGAACUGGCAGGGUGGGUGGCAGCAUCAUAAAACAAUAGGCUUUGGAAAAGGCUUGCAGCUGGCUGAAGUCCAGCAUCGCUGCGCAUCUUUGUUUCAAGUCGAGCAGCGGCAAGAAUCCGCCGUGACUUUGGAUAUUUUGGAUGUGG